This is a messenger RNA of Mangifera indica (mango), 2668 nucleotides long. RefSeq names its product putative glucose-6-phosphate 1-epimerase. Gene Ontology annotation, biological process: carbohydrate metabolic process. Bases 1544 to 2485 code for a protein of 313 amino acids. The transcript is spliced from 8 exons. Gene Ontology annotation, molecular function: carbohydrate binding; isomerase activity. The record is from RefSeq and is a predicted model, not a curated record. Lineage: Eukaryota; Viridiplantae; Streptophyta; Magnoliopsida; Sapindales; Anacardiaceae.
AAUCUCCUCAAGAUUCUAUUUUUUUUUUUCUUUUUCAUUUAAUAUACCAAUCAAUUUCCACUCGUACAGCUGAAAUUCUAAAGCCAAUUCUAGUUCAGAAGAAAAGGCAUAAACGGAAGAGAUUCAUCAGGAAAAAACAAUAUUGGAUAAGGCAUCUGGGUUCGCAGAUUCAUCUAUUGAAGCAUAUACCCUGAAGUCACAGCCUAGAAUAUGAAGGGAAGAUGGUUAUAGAACAGAUUCAUCAACAGAAUGGGAAACCAUCGUCUCUUGCUCUGGACCAGACCAAUGCCCUAAUUUGUAUCUUUGUUUUUUAGAAUAUCGAGCGAGCCAUUUCACUAGUUCUAGUCUGGUGGUGGUACCUGCGGUGACCACCUCCCAUCUCUCCAUUCUCAGACAGGUUUUCCCGACCUCAAUCUCUUCAUAAUUUGCUCUUUCUACAGGGACAAAAAAGGCAGGCAGAGAUAAUAUUUAGCAAAACAAAUCCAUGGGGGCCCGUAAAGGCAUGGAAAAAGGGUAGCGUCUACAGUUUGAGGGUGACAAAGGGCAGUUCAGGCAAAGGUGGGAAAUUUAUUCUCCCAAUAAAUAUUGAAAACUUAGAGGCCCAGCGAAAGUGUCAAACGGAGAAGGAGGGAUCCGAUGCAGGUGCAGAAUUUACAAUUUAAAAUAACAAUUAAUAAAUGAAUAGUUGAAAUUCUUAUUUGUUCAGGGACUCUGUCUUCCUCGCAUUUCCACGUCCUAGAUCUCUGCAACAGAAUUGUUAUAAUACCAGUCCAAGUUCCUUUUUUAAACCAACUUCUUUCACGUGCCAUUACUUUCAAAAUCUUGUUCUCUAUCCAGUGUUUCCCUUCAAUUUUCAGUUACUCAUUUUAUAAAUAUAAAUUACUUUUUAUUUCAUUUCUUCUGUUUAAAGGAAUGCUGUAACACUUUCAUUCACAGUAAGCAGCCAUGCAUGUGUUCUUUUCCGAUGUUACUUUUCUUACCAUUAUAGGCUCCCAUUACUUCAAUAAGUUUACUUCAUUUUUAUUUUCAUCUUUCGGGUUUGCUUCUAAAAUUUUGAAUGUAUAGGUUGGGACUUGGGAUUCAGUUAUAUUAGUAAUUAAAUUUUGAAUUUCGAAAUAAGCCAAUUCCGGAUUUGGGGGUUUAUUUGUAUUUUGAAGUAAGAUUAAGGUAUCUUAUUAUGCUGUAAAUAAGACAAGUUUCUGGAGAUUUUUUUCUGGAUAGAGUUAUAGGUGGUCAUGUAAGCUGUUGCCAGAUGUUUCCCUUUUUACAGUAGUUGUUUUGUAUCUGGGUUUUAGAGUUAGAGUUUCAAUGGUUUUGAAAUUACUUAUCUUUUCGGAGUUCUCUAGAUCUGAUGCAUUACAAUUAAACAGAAUUUGAGCAACUUAAAGAAUCGGAGGUUGGUUAUUGAUUGUAGUUCACAAGUAGGCGUCGUUCCGAAUUUUGACUGUGUAUGUUUCUUAUAGUCGGUUUUAGGAAUUGGCAUUCUUUAGAGUGUUCUUGAGUGGUUAAAAGAGAAACAAGAUAUAUAUUUUUUUUUUCCAAUAUGGGGCAUCCCGCAGCAAUUUGCGAUGUGAAAUCAACUUUUGAGAUGACAAAGGACAGGAAUGGGAUUGAUCAGGUUGUCCUUCGAAACCCACAAGGGGCCUCUGCUAAGGUCAGCUUGCAAGGAGGACAAGUUACCUCAUGGAGAAACGAGAAAGGAGAAGAACUUCUGUUCACCAGUAGCAAGCAGGCGAUUUUAAAGCCAUCAAAAGCAAUACACGGCGGAAUCCCUAUUUGUUUCCCACAGUUUGGAAAUUGUGGAUCACUAGAUCAGCAUGGAUUCGCAAAGAACAAAUUGUGGACAAUUGAGGAAAAUGGUCCACAUCUACAGCCAAACGAUUUCAAUGGAAAAGGCUGUGUUGACCUACUACUUAAACCAUCUGAAGAAGACUUGAAAUGCUGGCCCUAUAGUUUUGAGUUUCGUCUUAGGGUCUUGCUCGGAGUAGAUGGAGAUCUGAUAUUAAUAUCACGAGUGAGGAAUGUCAAUAGCAAGCCGCUUACUUUCUCUUUUGCAUAUCAUACAUAUCUGUUGGUUUCUGAUAUAAGUGAAGUGAGGAUAGAAGGUUUGGAGACUGUUGACUACCUUGAUAAUCUUCGACAAAGAGAACGUUUUACAGAACAGGGAGAUGCUGUAACUUUUGAAUCUGAGGUGGACAGAGUUUAUCUUCAUUGCCCUAACGUAAUCGCAGUGCUUGACCAUGAAAAGAAACGAACAUACGUUAUCAGGAAGGAAGGCCUGCCUGAUGUUGUGGUGUGGAAUCCAUGGGAGAGGAAAUCAAAGUCAAUGGCAGAUUUGGCGGAUGAGGAAUAUAAACAGAUGGUAUGUGUUGAUGGAGCAGCAAUUGUGAAACCUAUAACACUGAAACCAGGUGAAGAGUGGACAGGACGGUUGCAACUUUUAGUAGUGCCUUCAACUUUCUGUAGUGAACAAUUUGAUCUUUAGUUUGAAAGAGUUUCCCAGAAAUGGUACAAAGUUUUCAAUUGUAAAUGUUGUGGUUUGAUAGUUGACAGUUUCAGGAAUGGUUCAAUUUUACUUUGAGAUGUAUUCUGUAGGAUUUAACUGUUCCUGGAAAUAGAGAGCCUUUGGCUAUUUUUCUUUCAAUAACAGCUGCCACAUUUCCAAUAA